Lodderomyces oxycetoniae is the source of this 675-nucleotide messenger RNA. RefSeq lists its product as uncharacterized. Bases 1 to 675 code for a protein of 224 amino acids. Lineage: Eukaryota; Fungi; Ascomycota; Pichiomycetes; Serinales; Debaryomycetaceae. Gene Ontology annotation, cellular component: cytoplasm. The transcript has a single exon. Gene Ontology annotation, molecular function: kinase activity; ATP binding. The record is from RefSeq and is a predicted model, not a curated record.
AUGAUGAUUGAGCAAGUGACAUACUAUACGGACCAAUUACAAGAGAUUGUGGAAAGAGUUUGGAUAAAUUAUGAUUGUACCAGUUCAUCAAGGUAUUUGAUAUCCCUAGCUGGUGUUCCUGGAGCAGGAAAGACGACAUUUGCCAAUCAGAUUGCUAUGGAAUUAAGCAAGAAAGUUGCGAAAACAAUUGUCCUUUCACAAGAUGGGUUUCAUUUGUAUAGGUCAGAAUUAGAAGCAAUGCCCAAUGCUCUGGAGGCAAUAAGGAGGAGAGGAGCUCCUUUUACGUUCAAUGCUAAAGCUUUUGUCAAGUUGGUUUCGAUAUUGCAUGACAAAUCUAUUGAGAUUAAUGCGCCAUCUUUUGAUCAUAAGUUAAAGGAUCCUGUGGAAAACGAUAUUAUGAUAGCAAGAGAUGUUUCAAUUGUGAUUAUUGAAGGUAAUUACGUAUCCUUGAAGGACAAAUUUUGGAAUGAUAUCAGUUCAUUAGUAGAUGAUACUUGGUUUAUAAUUGCGUCUGAACAACUUGUCCGAUCUAGAAUUAUAAGGAGACAUUUGCAAGCAGGGAUUGCAAAGAAUGAGCAGGAAGCGAUUGAAAGAACCGACGGAAAUGAUUUACAAAAUGCAAAGUAUAUUUUAGAAAACUCUAAAACUACAAACGUAUUGAUUGUGACGCGAUAA